Cinclus cinclus is the source of this 1239-nucleotide messenger RNA. RefSeq names its product GATA binding protein 4 (gene GATA4). Bases 1 to 1239 code for a protein of 412 amino acids. Gene Ontology annotation, molecular function: zinc ion binding; DNA-binding transcription factor activity, RNA polymerase II-specific; RNA polymerase II cis-regulatory region sequence-specific DNA binding. The record is from RefSeq and is a predicted model, not a curated record. The transcript is spliced from 6 exons. NCBI's taxonomy places the organism in Eukaryota, Metazoa, Chordata, Aves, Passeriformes, Cinclidae. Gene Ontology annotation, cellular component: nucleus. Gene Ontology annotation, biological process: positive regulation of transcription by RNA polymerase II; negative regulation of transcription by RNA polymerase II; cell fate commitment.
AUGUACCAGAGCUUAGCCAUGGCAGCCAACCCCGGCCCUCCGGCGUACGAGGGGGCAGGUGGCUUCAUGCACAGCGCGGCCGCAGCGUCCCCGGUCUAUGUGCCCACCACGAGGGUCACCUCCAUGCUCCCCAGCCUGCCCUACCUGCAGAGCAGCGGUUCCUCCCAGCAAGGCAGCCCCGUCUCCAGCCACUCCAUCUGGACUCAGCCCGGAGCCGAAAGCGCCGCUUACAACCCUGGAUCUUCUCACCCUCCCGUGUCACCUCGGUUCUCCUUCUCCACCAGCACCCCCAUCCCGGCCACCUCUUCCCGGGAAGCGGCGGCGGCUUACAGCAGCUCCUUGAACCUUUCUGCUAACGGGAGGGAGCAGUACAGCAGGGGCUUCGGCAGCUCCUAUUCCAGCCCCUACCCGGCCUACGUGAGCCCCGAAAUGGCCACGACCUGGACUUCCUCGCCCUUCGACAGCCCCAUGCUGCACAACCUGCAGAGCCGAGGGACGCCCGCGGCCGCCCGCCACGCCAACAUCGCAGAAUUUUUUGAUGAUUAUUCCGAGGGGCGAGAAUGUGUCAACUGUGGGGCCAUGUCCACCCCGCUGUGGAGGAGAGACGGCACAGGGCACUACCUCUGCAACGCCUGUGGGCUCUACCACAAGAUGAACGGCAUCAACCGGCCCCUGUUCAAACCCCAGAGGAGGCUGUCAGCAUCCCGCCGUGUUGGACUCUCCUGUGCCAAUUGCCACACGACGACCACCACGCUCUGGCGCAGGAAUGCCGAGGGGGAGCCCGUCUGCAACGCCUGCGGGCUCUACAUGAAGCUCCACGGGGUCCCAAGGCCUUUAGCCAUGAGAAAAGAGGGAAUUCAGACGAGGAAACGCAAACCUAAGAACCUUAACAAAACAAAGGCACCAGCAGGCCCAUCCAGCAGUGAGAGUCUUACCCCGACCACCAGCUCCACCAGCAACAGCAGCAGCAGCACCACGACCACCGAGGAAAUGCGCCCCAUCAAAACAGAACCCGGGCUCUCAUCUCACUAUGGGCACCCCAGCCCUGUUUCUCAGGCAUUCUCAGUCUCUGCCAUGUCUGGACAUGGAUCAUCCAUUCACCCUGCGAUCUCAGCUCUGAAGCUUUCCCCCCAGGCUUACCAGUCAGCCAUGAGCCAGUCUCCCCAAACCAGCUCCAAACAGGACUCCUGGAACAGCCUGGUGCUGGCUGAGAACCACGGGGACAUCAUAACUGCAUAA